CAUGGCGGCGGCGGCGGGUGUCCCCCCGCCGGGUCCGCCGCAGCCGCCUCCGCCGCCGCCGCCUGAGGAGUCGUCCGACAGCGAGCCCGAGGCGGAGCCCGGCUCCCCGCAGAAGCUCAUCCGCAAGGUGUCCACGUCGGGCCAGAUCCGCCAGAAGACCGUCAUCAAAGAGGGGAUGCUGACCAAACAGAACAACUCAUUCCAGCGAUCAAAAAGGAGAUACUUUAAGCUUCGAGGGCGAACGCUGUACUAUGCAAAAACUGCCAAGUCGAUCAUAUUUGAUGAGGUGGACCUGACAGACGCCAGCGUGGCUGAAUCCAGCACCAAAAACGUCAACAACAGCUUUACGGUCAUCACUCCAUGUAGGAAACUCAUCCUAUGUGCAGAUAACAGAAAAGAGAUGGAAGACUGGAUCGCAGCACUGAAGACGGUCCAGAGCAGGGAGCACUUUGAGCCUACCCAGUACAGCAUGGACCACUUCUCAGGGAUGCACAACUGGUACGCCUGCUCCCACGCGAGGCCCACCUACUGCAAUGUGUGCCGAGAGGCUCUGUCUGGGGUCACGUCCCACGGACUGUCCUGUGAAGUGUGUAAGUUUAAGGCCCACAAACGCUGUGCUGUGCGUGCGACCAGUAACUGCAAGUGGACCACGCUGGCCUCCAUCGGGAAGGACAUCAUCGAGGACGAGGACGGGAUCGCCAUGCCUCACCAGUGGCUGGAGGGGAACCUGCCCGUGAGCGCCAAGUGCACGGUGUGCGACAAGACCUGCGGCAGUGUGCUGCGUCUGCAGGACUGGCGCUGCCUCUGGUGCAAGGCCAUGGUGCACACGGCGUGUAAAGAAUCCUUACUGACCAAGUGCCCGCUGGGCCUGUGCAAAGUGUCGGUCAUCCCGCCCACCGCUCUCAACAGCAUCGAUUCCGAUGGCUUCUGGAAGGCCACGUGUCCUCCAUCCUGCACGAGUCCAUUGUUGGUCUUCGUCAAUUCAAAAAGUGGGGAUAACCAGGGUGUGAAGUUCCUCAGAAGAUUCAAGCAGCUGCUGAACCCUGCCCAGGUCUUUGACCUCAUGAAUGGAGGACCACACCUUGGCCUACGCUUGUUCCAGAAGUUUGAUACGUUCCGGAUUCUGGUUUGUGGUGGAGAUGGCAGUGUUGGUUGGGUCCUCUCUGAAAUCGACAGCCUCAACCUUCACAAACAGUGUCAGCUGGGAGUGCUGCCCCUCGGCACAGGGAAUGACCUGGCUCGCGUGUUAGGCUGGGGCUCGGCCUGUGACGACGACACCCAGCUCCCACAGAUCUUGGAGAAGCUGGAAAGAGCCAGCACCAAGAUGCUGGACAGGUGGAGCGUCAUGGCCUACGAGACCAAACUCCCCCGGCCGGCCUCCUCUUCCACUGUCACCGAAGACUUGAGUGAGGGCUCCGAGGUGCAGCAGAUCCUCUUCUAUGAAGACUCGGUCGCGGCCCAUCUCUCUAAGAUCCUGACCUCCGACCAGCACUCGGUGGUGAUCUCAUCGGCCAAAAGCCUCUUCCCGCGUUCCCCCCACAGAGUGCUCUGCGAGACCGUGAAGGACUUCGUGGCUCGGGUGGGGAAGGCCUACGAGAAGACCACCGAGAGCUCGGAGGAGUCGGAGGUCAUGGCCAAGAAGUGCUCUGUCCUGAAAGAGAAGCUGGAUUCUCUCCUCAAGACCCUGGAUGAUGAGUCCCAGGCCUCGUCCUCUCUGCCCACGCCGCCCCCCACCAUCGCCGAGGAGGUGGAAGACGGGGAGGGGGCGGGCAGCAGCUGUGGCUCCGGCUCCCGCGGGGACCGCGCCGUGGGGUCGGCCUGCCCAGCCCGGCCGCAGAUAUUCCGUCCUCGGGAGCAGCUCAUGCUGAGAGCCAACAGCCUGAAGAAGGCGAUUCGCCAGAUCAUAGAGCACACAGAGAAAGCUGUGGACGAGCAGAACGCCCAGACCCAAGAGCAGGAGGGGUUCAUCUUAGGUCUCUCCGAGUCGGAGGAGAAGAAGGACCUGAAAUCGGACGACAGAGCGUGCCACGGCGAGGGCCACGGCGCUGCCAAGGGCAGGAGCCUCCGCAGAGUGUCCAAAUCCCCGUGUGAAAAGCUGAUAAGCAAAGGAAGCUUGUCCCUGGGCGGUUCUGCCUCUCUUCCUUUGCAGUCAGGAAACCGGGACAGCCUGCCAGCACUGAACACGAAGAUCCUGUUCCCGAAUGUUCGCGCUGGGAUGUCUGGUUCCUUGCCUGGAGGUUCAGUCAUCAGUCGAUUAUUAAUUAAUGCCGAUCCCUUUAACUCCGAACCAGAAAACCUAGAGUAUUACACAGAGAAGUGCGUCAUGAACAAUUACUUCGGCAUCGGCCUGGAUGCGAAGAUCUCCCUGGACUUCAACAACAAGCGUGACGAGCACCCCGAGAAGUGCAGGAGCCGAACCAAGAACAUGAUGUGGUAUGGAGUCCUCGGCACCAGAGAGCUGCUGCACAGAACCUACAAGAACCUGGAGCAGAAGGUCCUGCUGGAGUGUGACGGGCGACCCAUCCCACUGCCCAGUCUCCAGGGAAUUGCUGUCCUCAACAUUCCCAGCUAUGCUGGAGGGACCAACUUCUGGGGGGGCACCAAGGAGGACGAUACCUUUGCAGCCCCGUCAUUCGAUGACAAGAUCUUGGAGGUGGUCGCGGUGUUCGGCAGCAUGCAGAUGGCCGUCUCCCGUGUCAUAAAGCUGCAGCAUCACCGAAUCGCUCAGUGUCGCACGGUGAAGAUCUCCAUCCUGGGGGAUGAGGGCGUACCUGUGCAGGUGGACGGAGAGGCCUGGAUCCAGCCGCCAGGGUACAUUCGGAUUAUCCACAAGAACCGGGCCCAGACGCUCACCAGGGACCGGGCCUUUGAGAACACCCUGAAGUCCUGGGAGGACAAGCAGAAGUGUGAGCUGCCCCGCCCUCCGCCGUUCUCUCUGCACCCGGAGAUCCUGUCCGCGGAGGAAGCCGACCAGAUGGACCGGUUUGGGCGGGCAGCGGGGGCCCUCAUCCACAGUAUCCGGGAAAUAGCGCAGUCCCACCGAGACGUGGAGCAGGAGCUCGCCCACGCCGUCAACGCCAGCUCCAAGUCCAUGGACCGAGUGUACGGCAGGCCCAGGGCCACAGAGGGGCUGAGCUGCAGCUUCGUGCUGGAGAUGGUGAAUAACGUCAGAGCUCUGCGCAGCGAGACGGAGCUGCUGCUGGCGGGGAAGCUGGCCCUGCAGUUGGACCCCCCUCAGAAGGAGCGGCUCACGGCUGCCCUCGUCGAGAUGGGCCAGCAGCUCAGGAAGCUGGCGGACACCCCCUGGCUGUGCCAGCCCAUGGAGCCUGGUGAGGAAGAGAACGUGAUGCUGGAUCUUUCCAAGCGCAGCCGCAGCGGUAAAUUCCGCCUGGUGACCAAGUUUAAGAAGGAGAAGAAUAACAAGAACAGAGAAGCUCGCAGCAGCCUGGGAGCCCCGGUUCACCUCUGGGGCACAGAGGAGGUUGCUGCCUGGCUGGAGCACCUCAGUCUCUGUGAGUAUAAGGACAUCUUCACGCGGCACGACAUCCGGGGCUCAGAGCUCCUGCACCUGGAGCGGAGGGACCUUAAGGACCUCGGCGUGACCAAGGUGGGCCACAUGAAGAGGAUCCUGUGUGGCAUCAAGGAGCUGAGCCGCAGCACCCCUGCCGCCGAGGCCUAGCCUCCGCCCUCUGGGCCUGCGUUCCCCGCGCCUCCCGCGACUGAGCCGGCCCGGCGCCGCUCAUGGUGCUACUCCCGCCGCUCCGACCCGGCCCGGCGGCCCGGCUUCCGGGUCCCGACCCGCAACACAGCUACCUUCCAGCCGCCGCCGCCCCCGCCCCGGGCCUGGGCUCCUCCGCGUGCCCUCCGCGUGCAGCGUGGGGCACCGUCUCCCGCCCCGCCGGCGCGCUGCAUCCCCGCGCGUCCCAGUCCCCUGGUGUGAGCGCGGCCUGGCUGCCUUCCGUCCCGCCGGUUCAGUUUGACACGAAGGCGACGCUGGCUCCCCCUUAAGCCCAGCACACGGUAGUUAAGGUCCGGGGCUGACGAGCUCGCGCCCCGUCCGUCUCGGUCCCUGGACCGCGGGCGCGGGGUCCGCUCUGUGCCCAGGACGCCUGGCCUGUCGUCUCCCCGCGGACAGAGGCUGGUCCGUGUUUCUGUGUGGAGGAGGCUUCCCGGGCUGCCGGGGGCGUCAGGGGCCGCCCAGAGUUUCUCACCCCGGGGCGACUUCUCGCCUCGAGCCGCCAGGUCGGCGUCCCUCCGCGGGGAGGAAGCUGAGCCGGGACCGGCCCCGGCGGCACCCCGGGCCUCACCGCCGGGGACUUGGCCCUUUUCUCCCCUUCCGCCUCCCGGCAAGGGGCCCGUGGGGCGCGCGGCGGAGCAGCGUUGACCUGCCGCUCGCUUCGCACACGCGCUGCCGGCUCCCCGCCCGCCGCGCAGUCGGCCGCUGCCUCUGGCCGGCGGGGGCUCCCCUGGCGGGCCUCCCGGCGCUGAGCUCGGCCGAGGCCCUGUCCCAGGCCAGCUUGUCCCCGCGGGCGGGGUGGCCGCGCUCUGCACGUGCGCUCAGCCGCCCCCCGGAGGUGAGACCCGGCGGUUGUGUGUCACUCUCCGCCCCGAGGUUCCCGCCCAUCAGAGCCGCUGCCGCCGCUGCGGGUGGAGGGAGGUGGAGGAAACCCAGUCGCCACAAGUCCCUGGGUUUCAAAGUAGAACAGGCUGGCCCGGCCCGCGGUGCCAGACGCCGUCUGCUCUGUUGCUUCGGGCGGGGGCACCCCGGGCUCUGAGGCCCUCAGGGCCGACGCACAGGCGGGGACUCGGCGGAGGAGGGCGCACCGCGGCCCUCAGCGCCCUCCCGCGGGAAAGCCUUAGGCUUAGGUCAAGCGUGGUGUUUAAAGGUAAUGUCGUCAGUGAUUAGAGCGACACUGUUUACGUGAAACCACUUUCUGAGGGUAGUAAGUUAGAGCGAGUGGCAUAAACACGAGCGUUGCGCGAAGCCGCGUCCGCAGGGCGGCGUCCCACGCGCGUUGUGGUGCGUGUUGCCGCGCGUGGGGCUGCCCUCCGGGCCCCCGGCCCUCCGUGCGGCUGGACGGCUGUCCCUCGGGGCCCCGCGGUCUCACGGUCCUGUCAGUGUAGAGGGAGGGAGGAGGGAUCCCUGGAGUCUUGGAGAAAAGGUUUUGUGCCCUCUGGUGGGGCUUUCCCCAUAUUUAUGAUCUUAAUUUAUACAGCGCCCACCGUGGAAGCAAACGCCUCCUGUAUCGCUAUGUACAUAUCCACAUCUGGGGUUGUAAAUACGUUGUUCUGUGUAUAAAUAAAACAAGCCUGUUUUUGAUCUUA
Messenger RNA from Balaenoptera ricei (Rice's whale), 5325 nucleotides. It is a transcript of the gene DGKD, whose product is annotated as diacylglycerol kinase delta. The record is from RefSeq and is a predicted model, not a curated record. Gene Ontology annotation, molecular function: protein heterodimerization activity; ATP-dependent diacylglycerol kinase activity; protein homodimerization activity. The transcript is spliced from 30 exons. Gene Ontology annotation, biological process: diacylglycerol metabolic process; intracellular signal transduction; lipid phosphorylation. NCBI's taxonomy places the organism in Eukaryota, Metazoa, Chordata, Mammalia, Artiodactyla, Balaenopteridae. Bases 2 to 3679 code for a protein of 1225 amino acids.